AUGAAACAAAUAAAACGGCAACAAGAUGAUAUGAUCGUUCAGAAGUCAAAUAAUAAUAAAAAACAAAAAUUACAAAAUGAAAUACCAAUAAACAGAUAUUGUUUUGAAGAUUUAGCAAAUGAAAUUCUUUUUGAAAUAUUUGAUUAUCUUGAUAUGUAUCAUAUUUACAAAGGAUUUUUUAAUCUUAAUGAACGUUUUAAAACUUUAGUUAUUAAUAUAAAUUCUCUAAUUAAAAUAAAUAUUUCAACAAUGUCAAAAUCAAAUUUCGAAGAUUAUUAUAAAAAUAUUCUCUUACCAAAUAAACAUCGAAUUAAUUUAAUUCGUUCAUCGAAUCUAUUUAUUGUUAAUAUUAUCUUUUCACAACCACGUAUGAUUUUAAAAUUUAUUCGUCUUGAAAUAUUAAUUCUUGACAAUAUAAAUCUUAAAUAUUUUAAUAAAAUUGUUGAAUAUUUAAAUUGUUUACCUAAAUUUCAUUCAUUAACUAUAUCAAUUGGUGAUUAUAUUCAAUCAUUAUAUCUUCUAUUUAUGAAUAUAUUUCGUUUAUCAAAAUUAAUAUAUUGUAAAAUUAAAUAUAAAAUAAAAAGCGAUCAACAAUUCUUAUCUGUUUAUUUAACAAAAUAUGAUCGUAGUCCUCUGAAAUAUUUUAUAAUUGAUGGUCGUUUUCCAUUUAAUUCAUUGAAUAAUUUAUUAUGUUGUCUUCCUCAAAUUCGACAUUUAUCAAUUAAUUCACUUGUUAAAUUUCAUUAUUCUCAAAUGAAUGAAUUAUCUUCUAUUCAAUUAAAAUAUUUAAAAUAUAUUUCUCUUAAAUUUGAUUAUAUUAAUUUUGAUAAAGUUGAAAAAAUAAUAAAAGAUUUUUUUUAUUAUGUUCAAAUUUUACGUCUUACAACAUUUUAUGAUGAAUCAUAUUUAAAUGCUAAACAUUGGGAAAAAUUAAUAUCAUCUUAUAUGCCAUAUUUACGUAUUUUUGAUAUUAAUCAUGAAGGUUCUAUACGAAAUAAUGAUUUAACAUAUCAUGAUGUAAUCAAUCAAUUUAAUUCUUCAUUUUGGAUUGAAAAAAAAUAUUUUUUUUCACAUCAACAUAAUUGGCAAGAAAAAUUAGAUACUGGCAUUUUUUAUUCAACAAAUCCAUAUCGAAGAAAAGAUUAUAGAUUUUAUUGGGAAUUGGAUAAAGAAAUUUGUUUACAUAAUCAAAAUGUAAAUUUAAAUUCUGUUAAACAUAUUUAUAUUUAUAGUAAAAAAGCAACAAUUAAAUGUGUAAAUUAUUUUCCAAAUGUUACUCAAUUAACUAUUAAACAUCAUUUUAAAACACCAGAUGAUUCAAUUACAACAACUCUUAAUCGUAUGAUUCCUUUAAAACAACUUACGAAAUUAAUUAUUGAAACACAUGAUUUUCCUUUUGAUGAUAUUCUUAAAUUAUUAUGUUUUACAUCUAAUUUAUAUAUAUUAAAAGUGAAUUUAUCAUCUAUUAAUGAAAUUGAUCCAAAUUUAGUUAUGAAAAAUGAAAUUUUUCAAUAUUUAUCAAAAACAAAUAAAAUAAAAUACCUAGAACUUUGUGAUGGCUGUUCAUUACAUAAAAUUCAAUUAAUUGUUAAUUUAUUUUCACAAUUAGAAUAUCUUAAAACUCGAGUAGAUAGAAAAGAAAUUGAACAAAUAGAUGAUAUUCCUGAGGCGCCUUCUACUACGACAACUACUAAGGAUGAUACUAAUAAAAGGAUAGUUGAACCAGACAAUACAACAAAAAAAUCUUCAAAACGAAAGUUAAAACGUUCAAAAUCUGAAUCGACACAUAAUCGUAAAUCACGUAUAAAAACAAACAAUAACCCUGAUUCAUCACCAACAAUCAAUAAUAAUGAAACGACUACUAAAUCUACUCGUCGACGAUUUUUUUUACGUAAAAUAAAAAAAAAAACAAGUCAAAUAAAUGAAAUCAAUAACAAUGAUUCAUUAGAACAAGAACCAAAUGAAAUAAUCAAUGAAACAACUCGAAAAUUAUCACGAAAAUCUCAAAGUUUUGAUGAACAUUUACGUUCAUUGCCUCCUCCACCUAAUUAUGAAGAAUCUACUAUACAUGACAUAACAUCAUUACCAAUGGUAACAUGGAAACCUGAUAACGAAUUAUAUUCAGCAAAAACUACAUUAGAUUUUCCAACCAGUACUGAUGUUGAAACUGAUGAUGAUGAUGAAUUAUAUGAAGAUGAACAAAUGAGUGUGCCAUUACUUGUUACUGUUUUUGUCAUUCCGCUUUAUUUAACACUUGGCGCUAUAUUAUUUAAUAUUUGGGAACAUUGGGGUUUUCUUAAUUCAUUUUAUUUUUGUUUUACAACAUUAACAACAAUUGGCUUUGGAGAUUAUGUACCUGGUGCAUCAAUAACUGUUUUCGCAGCAAAAGAAAAACUUAUAUCUGCGUCAUUGUAUAUUUUACUUGGUCUUGUACUUAUUGCAAUGUGUUUUAAUUUAAUGAAAGAACAAUUAAGUCAAAAAGUUAAACAAAUUGCUAGUAAAUGGGGAAUUUUGCAAAUUUAG
Molecule: messenger RNA, 2523 nt
Organism: Rotaria sp. Silwood2
Lineage: Eukaryota; Metazoa; Rotifera; Eurotatoria; Philodinida; Philodinidae
Source: the annotation of a GenBank genome assembly